Anarrhichthys ocellatus (wolf-eel) is the source of this 2485-nucleotide messenger RNA. It is a transcript of the gene fgf20b, whose product is annotated as fibroblast growth factor 20b. Gene Ontology annotation, molecular function: growth factor activity. The record is from RefSeq and is a predicted model, not a curated record. NCBI's taxonomy places the organism in Eukaryota, Metazoa, Chordata, Actinopteri, Perciformes, Anarhichadidae. The transcript is spliced from 3 exons. Bases 902 to 1534 code for a protein of 210 amino acids.
CAGGGCAGCCAUGACUGUUUACACUGAGGUGUCGUAACUGAACACACACACACACACACACACACACACACAGCAAAGAGCAGAGCAGAGCAGCUCGAGCCGCCUGCUGCUCCGAGCUCGCGAGACAUGCCGUGGGUAUUUCAAGUCCCUCUGGGAUUACGGGGCGUCGCAUUCGUGAGAGUGAAGGAAAUGUUGAAAUCGUCGCACAAGCAUAUAUAGAAACACACACUGACGUACUUGACAUAAAGUGUCAUAGUUUUGUGUGUAUAUGUUUUCUUUUAAUUUAAAGUAAAGCAGGUGCUCAGUUCACCACAGCACCACCAUCAACUCUCUCUCUCUCCCUGUUUCUCUUAUUUUAUGCCCCGGGAGAAGGAAAAACAAAUCCUUGCCAGGGCACGUCUGGACUGUGACAGCCCCGCCCAUUACUAGUCCUGUGGUUUUGCACCUGCCUCGCCACCCCUUGCCACUUUAAGCGCAAAACCCCUCCAGGAGCUGCUUUUUACCUGCACUGCAGCGUUUAUUCCGCACUUAACUACUGAGUCCUCUCCUGCCGGGUCUGUCCUCCACGGCUCCACCGAGGCAGCACGCCGCGAACAGGUAUGCAACGUGAGGGCUAUCUGAGCAGUAACUGGAGCCCACCCGACCCCCAGCUGAUGAAGACGCAGCGGUAAAAUAAGAAAACAAGAAAAAGGGAGACGAGAAAUUGGUGCAGGCAAACAGUGGCGAGCGUUUCAUGUCAGGGGAGAGAAAUCCGCGCGUCCGCGUGUGCAAACGGGUACACGCGCUAAGUAAGGUGGAAGUAAACAUGCAAUAAGUGACAGUGGCAACCAGGUAGUCCACUACGCAAGAGCGCUCCCUCCGGACCUCCUCGCUGAACUUUACCCGCUGAGCUUUUAACGCGAUGGCUGCUGCUGUUUUGGGGGAAGUUGGAGGCGUCUUGCACGGCAUCGAUGGUGUCGCGCAGGUCGGGUCUCAUUUCCUCCUGACCCCACUCGGAGACAGUCCGACGCUUCUCGGGGAGCACCUCAUACCUGGGGACAGGCUCUCCCGGAGCACCGCGGCGGACUUAACGCACCUCAAAGGGAUCCUCAGGAGGAGACAGUUGUACUGCAGAACCGGGUUUCAUCUGGAAAUACUUCCGGACGGCACGGUGCAAGGGACGAGGAAGGACCACAGUCGUUACGGUAUUUUGGAAUUUAUAAGCCUUGCUGUUGGGUUGAUAAGCAUUAGGGGUGUGGACAGUGGACUCUAUCUGGGGAUGAACGACAAAGGAGAGCUGUAUGGCUCUGAGAAACUCACAGCCGAGUGUGUCUUCAAGGAGCAGUUUGAGGAGAACUGGUACAACACAUACUCCUCCAACCUUUACAAACACGGAGACAAAGGAACACGUUAUUUUGUGGCGUUGAACAAAGACGGGACACCAAGGGACGGGACUAAAUCCAGGCGGCACCAGAAAUUUACACACUUCUUGCCCAGGCCUGUGGACCCCGACCGUGUGCCAGAGCUGUACAGGGAUAUCCUGGGACACAGCUGAGACCUGGAGGCCCGGUCCAGUUCAGGAAUAGCUGCUUAAGCCCUUGCGGGCAGGGAGCAGAGACGAGACGAGGGACGCGGGCGGGGACGUGGCCCGUGCAGGCUGGCGGACAGCAGCCCCGACCUGCAGGGAUAAAGGCACCGGGGCCUCUUGCAGGAAUGCAUGGGCCAUCUCUCAGCAGCCAGGAAGGCGGGCUAGAAUGUCUGCACGCUCGGCAUGAGGGGACUGUUUGUUUCAGACGAAUCUAAAAAGUACCCACGUGGAAUAGGAGAGGAACAGGAAACGGAGCUGAGCGACCAGGGAGCAUCUCCUCUGGUCAGAUGGGGACAUCAGCGGAGUCCAUGGGAAUCUUUACUGCUGUACUCAAAUGGUACUUUUAAUUUGGGUUUUGUGUCAGAAAGCUGCAGUUUGUUCAGAAGGACUUUGAAGGAAUUCAGUUUUUUGGUUUUCUUACCUGUGUCCAGACCUGUUUGAAAAGAUGUAACAAUUUAUUUAUUCAUUCUAGAUACAUAUAUUUAUGUUUUAUAUUUAUUUAUUUGAGAAUAUAUUUUUUACAGUUAGAUAAACCCACUAUAGAAAAACCACUAGAGACUGUAUCGAUUAUAUAAAGACUGAGACACUGUACCAUUAUGUCUUUUACUCUGAAAAAAAGCUCUGCUUGUGAUAAACUGUAAUAUGACCAAAAAAUGAAACAUACUGGCAACAUUUAGAAAAGAUCUGAGGAAUCUAUUUUAUCGAAAUAUGGCAACUGUGAAUCAAUUUUUAAAGAAUCUUUGUUAUGAUGGCAUAUUAAUUCGCACCAAACAACUGUCACUUGUGUUACAGGAGGAAUCUGAAGUCAACAAACUGACAACACAACCAAUAAAUUGCUCAAAAUGUGAUCAAAAUGCUUUAUUUUUUGUCAGCCUACAUGAUCAGAGAUGAAUGUAUAACCAAUGUUUAUUUUUAAAG